This is a messenger RNA of Cebus imitator (Panamanian white-faced capuchin), 305 nucleotides long. Its product is annotated as cx9C motif-containing protein 4-like. Lineage: Eukaryota; Metazoa; Chordata; Mammalia; Primates; Cebidae. The transcript has a single exon. The record is from RefSeq and is a predicted model, not a curated record. Bases 60 to 305 code for a protein of 81 amino acids. Gene Ontology annotation, cellular component: mitochondrial intermembrane space.
CCUCGCUGUUCUCAAGGCGGGUUAAUUAGCCCUAGAAACUUUAUAUUCAUUUUCUGCAUAUGCCGCCGAAGGAUCCGUGCCAGAAGCAAGCCUGUGAGAUACAGAAAUGUUUACAAGCCAACAACUACGUGGAAUCAAAGUGUCGGUCUGUCAUCCAAGAACUGCGUAAGUGUUGUGCUCAGUAUACGAAGGGAAGGUCUGUCGUCUGUUCAGGAUUUGAAAAAGAAGAGGAAGAAAACCUAACACUGAAGUCUGCAUCGAAGUCAAGCUCUGCUGAAGUGCUGCUCCAUGUUUCCACAGAAUGA